CUUUUAAAGCUGAGCUAUUUGAAAUGUGGAACACUCUUGACCAUGAAAUAUGUUCUACUUACAUGCCUCAGCCUUUAAAAGUUCUUUGCAUUACAGUCAGGGAUUACAUUCUUCCUGGAGCCAAGCAUGGGGCCAGCUGUAAACAAGCCACACUUCUCCUUGGGGAGGCCGAUAGGAGUUUAAAAGAUUUGUUGUGGCGAGUGUCAGAAACAUUCCCAACUUCAUCACCAACCCUUUACUUCCACCUCUACUCUACCCACGGGAGACCACUUAUAUACCUAAGCGGAGGCAACAGCUGAAUUCAGGAAGCCAUGCAUCAUGUCAGCAGGAACCAACUGCAGACUUUAAACUCUGUUCAACAUGUGGAUGCAGCAGAGAAAUGACCUGUCCAGACAAGCCAGGGCAGCUCAUAAACUGGUUCAUCUGCUCCCUGUGCGUCCCGCGGGUGCGUAAACUCUGGAGCAGCCGGCGCCCAAGGACCCGGAGGAACCUCCUGCUGGGCACUGCCUGCGCCAUCUACCUGGGCUUUCUGGUGAGCCAGGUGGGACGUGCCUCUCUCCAGCAAGGAAGGGCAGCAGAAAAGGGGCCACACCAGAGCCACGACACCGCCGAGGCACCCUUCCCUGAGAUACCCUUGGAUGGUACCCUGGCCCCUCCAGAGUCUCAGGGCAAUGGGACCACGCUGCAGCUCAAUGUGGUGUACAUUACCCUACGCUCCAAGCGCAGCAAGCCUGCCAAUAUCCGUGGCACCGUGAAACCCAAGCGCAGGAAGAAGUAUGCAGUGGCAUCGCCAGCCCUGGGACAGGAGGCUUUGGUCGGACCAUCCCUUCAGCCACAGGAUGGUUCAAGGGCAGCUGAUGCUGAAGUGCCUGGGUACGUCCAGGGAGCAAAUCUGGCCAAGGCUGGGGAAAGACCCUGGAGGCUGAUACGGGGCUCAGAAGUGCACGUGGCGGGCUCAGAUUUUCAGCGGCGCAAGACCCAGGAGAGCAACAUCAGGAUCUACAGUGAGAGCGCCCCCUCGUGGCUGAGCAAAGAAGACAUCCUCCGAAUGCGCCUGUUGGCGGAUGGUGCAGUGGCAGGUCUUCAGGCCGUGUCCUCCAAAAGCGGAGCGCGCUUGCUGGUGCUAGAGGGGAGCGCCGCUGGCUCUGUGCCCGGCUGUGGCCCCAGCCCCUGUGGACUACUCAAGCAGCCUUUGGACAUGAGCGAGGUGUUUGCCUUCCACCUGGACAGGAUCCUUGGGCUCAACAGGACCCUGCCGUCUGUGAGCAGGAAAUCAGAGUUCAUCCAAGAUGGCCGCCCAUGUCCUCUCAUUCUCUGGGACUCAUCUUUAUCUCCAACAAGUAAUGAGACCCACUCUUCUGUUAAGCUCACCUGGGGAACUUACCAACAGUCGUUGAAACAGAAGUGCUGGCAGAAUGGUCGAGUACCCAAGCCUGAAUGGGGUUGUACUGAAAUACAUCACCACGAGUGGUCCAAGCUAGCACUCUUUGAUUUUUUGUUACAGAUUUAUAAUCGCUUAGAUACAAAUUGCUGUGGAUUCCGACCUCGAAAGGAAGAUGCCUGUGUACAGAAUGGACUGAGGCCAAAAUGUGACCACCAAGAUUCUGUGGCUCUAGCACACGUUAUCCAGCGAAAGCAUGACCCAAGGCAUUUGGUCUUCAUAGACAACAAGGGUUUCUUUGACAGAAGCGAAGAUAACUUAAACUUCAAAUUGUUAGAAGGCAUCAAAGAGUUUCCCGAAUCUGCAGUUUCUGUUUUGAAGAGCCAGCACUUACGGCAGAAACUCCUUCAGUCCCUGUUUCUUGAUAAAGUUUAUUGGGAAAGUCAAGGAGGUAGACAAGGAAUUGAAAAGCUUAUUGAUGUCAUAGAGCAGAGAGCCAAAAUCCUUCUUACUUACAUCAAUGCACAUGGGGCCAAAGUAUUACCUAUGAAUGAAUAAAAGGAUCUUCUGGCUAGAAUACUAGAUAUAUUUAUGCAUUUUUUUGUUUUUGGUUUUAAAAUCAAGUACACAAACCUCAAGUCUUUUUAGGAAUGAGGCAGUGUAAAUGAAUAUAUAAAAUAAAUGAAUUUAACCAAGUGUAUAUGAUGGGUUUGAGCAUGAUAAGCAGACUUAAAACCUUUUAAAAAACAUACUCCUCAAAAAAUAUUUGUUCAUAUUUUUCUCUAACAUUGGAUCAUGUGAGUCUCAACAUCUGAUUAUACAGAAUGGUUGCAAUUAUUAUUCCAGCUAGCUUUGUUAAAACAUUUGUCAUGCCAUUUAACAGAACAGUGUAAACCAGAGGUGCUGACUCCUUCAGCAAAGCAUAUUUUAUGCCAUAUUGACUGGUCUGACCAAGAACUGACAUUCUUCAGUUGCUGAUUGUUAAAACAGAGCCAUCCCAAUAUGACCCAGAGGCAGUUCUGCAUUGGAAAACUGAGGCAUGUGAUCUGCAAAAACACCAGGGUAUACCAUAAUUCUGCAUAGAAAUGGUGGGUUAUUUACAAAAGCACCAGUAUAUAUUCUAUUGUAUCUAUAAAUGACUGGCCAUCUCUGUGAAUCUGAGAAGGAAGAAUCACAGUUUCCUCCUUUAUGUGUUAGGGAGUUUUGCUUUCUCAAUUUUGGUCCAAUUUAUGUCUAGUAGCUUAGACAUUAACAAUUUUAAGGUAUAAGUUACCUAUUUGAAACUAUACUUAUAGAGUGCCUUUUUUUAAUGGAUGUUCUUUUAACAAAUUUUGUCAUUUUUACAAAGGAUAUGCUAUAGUUUUUGUAUAUUUUCUUAAUAAUAAUGGUUUUCUUCAGACUUCUUCUAAUUAUAUUUAAAUUGAUUUAAAUGAUAUUGCUCAGAUAUUGACAGUAGAACUAGAUAUUGAGUGCAUUUAAAUAUAUUGUUUAGCUUAUUCUAAUAUGAGAAAUAUGAACAAAAUAAAUUAAAACCUGACUCUUUUCAAUUCUCCUCAAUGAAAGCACAUGACUAGAACUAAAACAGUGAAUUUGGACAACAUUAAGCUUCAAAUAAUUUUCCCCAAACUCCCUCUGCCAACUUUUUUUUUUUUUUAAAGAUUUUAUUUAUUUAUUUGAGAGAGAGAAUGAGAGAGAGCACAUGAGAGGGGGGAGGGUCAGAGGGAGAAGCAGACUCCCCGCCGAGCAGGGAGCCCGAUGCAGCACUCGAUCCAGGGACUCCAGGAUCAUGACCUGAGCCAAAGGUAGUCGCUUAACCAACUGAACCACCCAGGCGCCCAUCCCUCUGCCAACUUCUUAAUUAAGCAUAGGACAUAGACAUACAGUAUUCACAUGUUGGGUCUUUGUGUCCUGGGAAGAUAUGCAUGUCAUCACAUAUGACAGAUGUUCAUACAGAGGUUUCAAAUCUCGAACAAGUCAUCAUUUCCCCCACACCCACCUCACCCACUCCUUAUUUAAAAGCUGAUAUACUGACUUCUUUUUUCCCUGAAAGUUGAAAAAUAUAAUUUAAGAUGUUGUAAUGCAUUCAAUUCUCUGUUUUCUCAGUUCUGUAUGUUAUUGCUAAAACACCGCAUUUUAUGUGUUCUAAUCGAGUCACUUAAUAUCACUGUAAAUUAGAACUAUUAAAGACAUUACAAUAAAGACUGUUUUUUUUUUUUAAAUAUAUACCUAUAGAUUCUAACUAAUGUAAAUGUAUAGGGGCAAAAUGUCAAAACAACACAUGGUAACUAGAAGAGAAGACGGGUCAAGGAGAGAGGGAUUUGAUCGUCUAAGCAUAACUUUCUUAGGCUCACAUUCAAGUACUACAUUUUAGCAUCCUUAUUUGCUGGGCUGACCCUUGGAGACGUGGUCUUCAGACCGUUCUCUUCCAUUAUCCCUUUGAGUUCCUUUCUCUGAUUCCACACAUUCUGUGCACUCUUUGGCUCUCCUGAGUCUCCACUUUUACCUGCUGUCUUUGGGCUUUUUAAGAUCCCUUUUUCUCUCAUUAAUCAGGAUUUUAAUAAAAAAUAAGCCUAACAAAAGCUUGGAGACCCAGGUUCUAUUUUGAGCCACUGACUUGAAAGAACUCUUUGUCAAGUUGCCUUAUACUUUGUCUUAUCGAGGUGGCAUACUCGCAUUUUAAUAAGCUUUUUAUGGAAUAGAUCAUUUUUAUUCAAAUUUGUGAAAUUAGUGGUGGGAAUCCAGUCUCCUUAAAAAUGACCUUUAAUGUUGCGUCUCAAGCUACACAGCUUUUGGGCAGCUUGGUUCUCCCUUAUGUGGGUCUUGCUUUGUUUAUUUGCUUCCAGGUAUUCUGACAUGCUUAAUAUUAAAUGAAAGGUCCAGGAACACAUGUUUAUUUUAGUCACCUUUGCUUUUUAACACAGUAUUUUGUUUUAUAAUCAGUGAAUAAUUCAUGCCAUAUUAUUGUUGAAUAAUGGAUAGCUACAGGGCCAGGCUUUUAAUCCUAAGUAAUGCUCUUCUUUUCUCUUAUUGAAACAAUGAGAGUACUCUGUGCCUUUCAAAUGCACUCAGAUUAUGCUGUGGUUUGGUUCACAUAAGCAUAUUAUGUGGUUUAUUUAUAACUUGAUAAAUUUGAAGUAGAACAAUUUACCUUGGCAGACAUACAAAAGCUUAUUUUUGUGACUUAUUUUCUUUAGGCUGAUAAUAUGAAAAUAAAUACAUAUCUUAAAAGUCUGUAAUAAAAAUAUUAGAAAUUAAA
Molecule: messenger RNA, 4637 nt
Organism: Mirounga angustirostris (Northern elephant seal)
Lineage: Eukaryota; Metazoa; Chordata; Mammalia; Carnivora; Phocidae
Gene: GASK1B
Product: golgi associated kinase 1B
Exons: 5
Coding region: 380-1939 (519 amino acids)
Cellular component (GO): Golgi apparatus
Source: RefSeq, a predicted model, not a curated record